CACCACCCAUAGUCACGUGAUGCCACACUAAUACAAAUUUCUCAUGACGGUUUUGAAGGCAGGGGAGAGACCGCGAGAGAAGUGAAUAUUCUUCCUCUUUGGGGUGUUCAGUUGGCACACCAUCAAACUGACUAAGUAGGAGUAGUAUCCAGAGGUCGACGAUUCGGAUUUACGGGGACUGUUGCUCGGCGUCGCCGACAAAAGGGUGGAGUUUCCGCGGGGGCGCCGUCGAGAUCAAGUCGACUUUCAAACAUGGCGGCCGAGCCAACACACUUCCAGAGCGACCCGGCGAGCCAUUUUGUCAAUCACCUCGGCCAGAGGUACGGCAUGCAGGACGUUUCAGACAGCGACAUCCAACAGAAACUGGAGUACCUCAGAGAACACAUCAAAAACGACAUCAAGAAGGAGUACAAAAUCAAGGAGGGCGCCGAGAAAGUCAGGAAAGUCACCACCGACAAGAAGAGCCUGGCCAACGUGGACAGUAUCGUCAAAAAGUCCAACAAAAAGAUACAAGAACUACACGAACAGUUGCAGGAACUGAACGCCCAUAUAGUCGUGUCACAGUCGGCCUCCGAGUCCGCAGACCUAACUGACUCGGAGCCGUUCUCCCCUGAUGAGAAGGGAUCCAAGCGAGACAGUGGGACCAACUUCAACAGCCGCGUGUCAGCCCUGCAGAAACAGCUGACUAUCGAGAUGAAGGUCAAACAGGGGGCAGAGAACAUGCUCAACAUGUACUCAACAGGUUCCUCCAAGGACCGUAAGCUGCUAGCAGAAGCCCAGCAGAUGCUGAAGGACAGCAGGACCAAGAUAGAGAUCAUCCGCAUGCAGAUUCUCAAGGCAGAGACACAGUCCAGUCAGGAGAACAACGUUCCCGAGGCUUCAUCUGGGGAUACCGCAACACCGUGUAUCACAGACACUUACACCACCCAACGUCUGCUGAGAGGACUGGCCAACUUAAGUCUGUCCGGGAGUCCAUUGGAGAGCGGUAGCGCCGAUGAACUGAGGAUAGCGACCCUCAGACAUCACAUGAAGAUCGAGUCGGCCAUCGUGGAGGGCGCCAAGAAUGUGGUGAGACUGUUGGGCGCAGGGAAAGAGACAGACAAGAGAGCUGUGUCGGAGGCACAAACCAAACUCCAGGAGUCGUCCCAGAAGCUGGACAUCUUGAAGUUCUCCUUGGAGAAACACUUGAAGAACAUGCCCGAGGCCUCAGACAAGAGGAAGGAGAUCGAGUCAGAACUCUCGCUGACUUCGCCGGUGUCCUACAGGACGUCUGGGAGCUACACCCAGCAGACGUACUCAGCCUAUCCCAAGCCUGCCGCCCUCACAGGUCGUCUGGACGUUCGGCUGAUGGGUUGUCAGGACCUGUUGGAGACCGUGCCGGGACGGUCGCGGAGCAGCAGCCCCACGUUUCCCAUCAGCAGCCCGGGGGAGACAAAGAGCGGAGGGUUCAUGUCGGCCAAGCGCAGUUUCCACGGGCGAAACAGCAGCAAAACUUACAGUGUCAAACAAGAUGACUUAUCAAAUGAAGUUAUGGCAGUUAUGAAGUUAGACAACAAAAUGGUUAGCCAAACUGCGUGGAAGCCAUGUAGUAACCAAGCCUGGGACCAGAGAUUUAAUAUAGACUUAGAUAGGUCAAGGGAGUUAGAGAUAGCAAUCUAUUGGAAGGACUGGCGGUCAUUAUGUGGGAUGAAGUACCUGAGGUUAGAGGACUUCCUGGACAACCAGAGGCACGGCCUGUGUGUGGACAUCGAACCCACAGGGAAACUAUUCAUAGAGGUAACCUUCUACAACCCAGUAAUAGAGAGGAAACCUAAGCUUCAGAGGCAGAAGAUCUUCCCAAAACAUAAAGGAAAGAACUUCCUGAGGCCCGGCCAGAUGAACAUCAACGUGGCGACGUGGGGCCGGCUGAUGAAGAGAGCGCUCCCCCAGGCAUGUGGCACUAGUCCCUCCACCUUCAGUCCCAUUAGUGAGGUCGGGAGUGGUGGUGCCACGCCCGUGAAGCCCAGCACGCCACACGAGCGGACGGCGGCCCACAGGUUACAGUUCGAGCAGGAGCCGCCCGAGAAACCGCCGCGUGGCGAAUCCCUCCAGGACAACUCCGACACCAAGAAGAACUCGGUAGCAGAACACGAAGUCCAAGUUAGUGAGAGCGUUAACUCUCCCGGUUUUUACGACAGCGUAAUGGAUGCCUUGUCUGCGUUUGACUUCCUGGUGGGGGACCAGUCACCGGACACGUCGCUGGAGUCUCCGGGGAUCAGACCGGGUGCGCUGACGUCACCACCGCCUGUACCACCUCAUCAGCAGGAGUACACAGGCACAUCUUCGACCAUGACCAUGGAUAAUUUCCGACCAGUAGCAGUUCUAGGAAGGGGACAUUUUGGGAAGGUCCUGCUGGCAGAGUACAAGAACACAGGGGAGCUCUUCGCCAUCAAGGCUCUGAAAAAAGCCGACAUUCUGGCAAGGGACGAGGUCGAAAGUUUGAUGUGUGAGAAGCGUAUUUUCGAGGCGGCUAACUCCAUGCGGCACCCGUUCCUGGUGAACCUGUUUGCGUGUUACCAGACGAAGGGCCACGUGUGUUUCGUAAUGGAGUACGCCAGCGGAGGGGACCUGAUGAUGCACAUCCACUCGGAUGUCUUCUCUGAGCCCAGGACUGUGUUCUAUGCAGCUUGUGUAGUGCUGGGGUUGCAGUUCUUACAUGAACACAACAUAGUAUACAGAGACUUGAAGCUGGACAACUUGUUGCUGGACUCGGAAGGUUUCCUGAAGAUUGCCGACUUCGGGCUGUGUAAGGAAGGCAUGGCAUACGGCGACAGGACCAGCACAUUCUGCGGGACGCCCGAGUUUCUGGCGCCGGAGGUCCUGACGGAAACUUCCUACACGAGAGCGGUGGACUGGUGGGGACUCGGGGUCCUCAUCUUCGAGAUGUUGGUAGGAGAGUCCCCGUUCCCUGGUGAUGAUGAGGAGGAGGUGUUUGACAGUAUCGUGAAUGACGACGUGCGUUACCCCAGGUUCCUGUCUACCGAGGCCAUUGCCAUCAUGAGACGGUUACUGAGGAGAAACCCAGAGAGAAGACUGGGGUCAACCGAGAGAGAUGCAGAAGACGUCAAGAAACAACCUUUCUUUAGAAAUGUGAAUUGGGAUGACCUGCUGAUGAGAAGAGUUAAACCGCCAUUUGUGCCAACAAUUAAACAUUCAGAAGACGUUAGCAACUUUGACGAGGAGUUUACGACAGAAGAGCCGAUCCUGACGCCACCGCGGGAACCACGACACAUCUCCGGAGAGGAACAGGAGAUGUUCAAAGAGUUUGAGUACAUGGCCGACUGGUGCUAACAAGGAAGGACCAUAGAUAAACUUACAGAAUUAUACUAUGUAUAGUUUCUCCUCAAUCCUUGAUGACUGAUAUUAUUCUUCAGCCUGAAAAUAAGCUUGGAGAGAUGUGGUUAUGGGUGUGACGACUACUGAAGGUUUAGAUAUUAUCAGUGUAAUUAUUAGUUGAGAAUCCUCACACUUUAUUAUUAUUACCAGGAACAUGCACGACUCAGUUCUGUACAGUGAUUAUGUGAAAGCCGGCUUACUUGCCAUCUCCCAGGCCAGUGCAUGAUUGAACACGCUGAUUUUAUACCAUGGAAAAGAUUAAAACUGAAUCAGUGUGCUUAUUUAACAGGGGAUGCAUAUGAUAAUUCAGUUACCCUGUCUAUAACUGACUUCUCUGAACAAUAAGCCAGGAAAUGCUAAAAAUUGUGACCCAAACAACCUUUAAAAAAAUACCCAGGAUGAAAAUAUUCAAAAAGUAUCUGUCCACAUUUUCAAUGGUUGUAAAGAAUAAACCCAUAUUUGGAGAUUUGCAUUAAAAUUUUGGUUAUCUGACCCAGUUUUGGACUGUGCAAGAAUUACCGAAUCGCUGCAACAGCACUUUUUUUACUGUAAUUGUAAAUGGCAAAUUACUGUCACAGCUAUCCUUGCAUUUCAAGUCCAAUGUCACUUACCAGACACUAGCUAUUUAUGUUACAAUUGAGAAUACUUCUUAAUGUACAAAGCACACUCAAAAAGUAUCAUUUAAGCCUACACUGUCAAUUAUUAAGUCAAUGUAUCAAUUUUCUAUACAAAUGAAUGAGAGGUGUUUAAUCUGUUGUAUUUGGUGACUGUUUCUUUAGAUAGGAGGAAAAUUCUCUAUACAAGAAAGAAUUGCUACUACAUAUCUUUACAUGCAUCAUGAAUAUACAUCACUAUUUGUUUUACAGCCAAGGCAACAAAGUGGACUUAAUGCUAUGCACUGUACUGUUGAUAGUGCCUUGGCUAUCACUACCAAUAUGCAAGCCUGUGAUGUUAACAACAACCUUUAUAAAUAACUUGUGCUAAAAAUGGAGCAGGAACCAUCUACAAAUGAUUUAUUUAUGCAACACUGAUGCCUAAGCAAUGGUAUAUUGAGGGAUUGUUCACUUGAUAUUUGGGGGAGGAUCAUUUUAGGAUACCUUUUACAAAAGCAACCGUGUAAGGGAACAAAUAUAUGCAAGACAUGUAUGUUGUAGGGUUUUAUAAAGAUUAUUAUAACAGGGUUUGACCCUCCCCCAGAAUAUCAACUGAUCUACCCCCUACAAAGAGUUGGGAACAUGUAUUCUAUUAAAAAGUAUUCUUCACAAAGGAUGUUUUUAGCUAUAACAGAAUAGGGAACAGUUUUUGUAAUGUAACAUCUAUAUCUAAACCAGUUAGGGACCAUUGUUGUUCUGUCCACCCAUCCACUAACUGUUGAACAGCAUUUUGAAUUUUACAUGCAGGUGUUGUUAUGCAAGUACGGACCCAAAGACAGUGAAGUACAUAGGAAUUGUGCUAUUAUGUGAUGUUCAGUGGCAUAGCAGUUCGCAAUACCAUGUUGGAAAAUUGACAGUAUUUGUGACAAAUGUUUAAAAGCGAUACUAUGCCUAACCUUAUCACAAAUGUGUGACAGAUUUUUAUCGCACCUUUACUGUUUUAUAAAGGACAAAAACAAGCCACACAAGCAAAAACUAUCAGAUCCCCUCCCACUAUUAAGGAAGACAAGGGAAUUUUUCCUACUCUUAAGAAUGCACGGCUUCAAACCCAUCAGAAAUGACUUGCUUUAUCACAUACAGCAAGUACACAGUAUACAGCUUCAUGUACUUGGUACAUACACAGACAGAUACGUUUACAUAUACAGAUUUUUGCCAUUGCUAUAUGACUUGUGUAGUAUGACGGGUAUGUACUAAAUGACAGUGCCAUCGUACUUGACACACAUUGUACUUAAAACUUGUGGAAUCAUGUGAGGAAAGAAGAAGCACCGCCACAGAAAUAUUGUACAGUCUCGUAGCUUAGCUUCAACAGAGCAAUAACCGGCACAAAACGGUGUGAUUUCAAGAAAACACAUCAGAACUUUAGGCAAAUAUUUUAAAAAGGUAUCAAUACAAGUUUAUGAAGUUUACAAAGGGCUGUUCCAAUCUAGAAGGGGUGGGUGCUUGCUGUUUUUAUAACAACUUGUUUAGGAAAUGCAACCUCUGCAAAAGCAAGACGUCAAUAAAACCCAUCCACCCACCCCUACCUGAUAAAGUGGAACAUCCCGACAAGGUGACCAUUGUUGACUGCAAUACCAUUGCAGUUGCUAGGGGGCACAUUCAGUGCUCCUUCAUAUAGUGCCAGACGUAGGUACUAAAAUAUGUGACCCAACAUUGUACAUAGUUUUGUAUAGUAUGCAAUUAUAGUACCAUGGUACAACUGUGGGUACUUGUACAUUUUCAGAGGGAGGUGUUAUCCUGGUCAUUCUUUUUUUAAUGGCUAGGGAAGAACUGUUCCUUCUCUUUUAUUCUGUGUAGAAAAUGUCUGGUAGAUUUUUUGUUCCCAUUCCCUUCUCGAUGUCUGAUGAUGUAUGUGUGUAUUCAUGGGAGAAGAUUAAAGCAGAAAUCAGAUACCCAAUG
Messenger RNA from Branchiostoma belcheri (Belcher's lancelet), 5924 nucleotides. Its product is annotated as serine/threonine-protein kinase N2-like. Bases 253 to 3330 code for a protein of 1025 amino acids. The record is from RefSeq and is a predicted model, not a curated record. Gene Ontology annotation, molecular function: ATP binding; protein serine/threonine kinase activity; small GTPase binding. Gene Ontology annotation, biological process: signal transduction; protein phosphorylation. Lineage: Eukaryota; Metazoa; Chordata; Leptocardii; Amphioxiformes; Branchiostomatidae. The transcript has 23 exons.